CUUCCUCUCGCAGCGAUGAGGCUCUCUGUCCUCCGCCGUCUGGCGUGGAGACCGGCGACACCGGCUGCAGCCAAGCACGGCGGGAAGUGGGUCGGUUGCGGGGCUCUGCCUCUGCUGCGCCCUGGAAGCGGCUGCCCAGACGCGCUCCUGCUCCCCCGGGGCAUCUGCGGCACGUGGGGCCGCCUGGAGAAGCAGCGAGGGUCCGGCAGCGAAGGGCUACGGGGCUCGGCGGCCAGUGAAAUCAUUCAGAGUUCAAGGAAAGCCCUGAAUUUACUGCAGAGACAGCAUCCUUCAUUUAAGCCUGCACUCGCUGUUGUACAGGUUGGCGAUGAUGAUCUGGGGCAAGAAAUUAUCAAAAACAUUGCUGAAGAGAUUGGCCUGAAUGUUGUUCAUAUUUGUCUCCCUCGCAACUAUACUGAACAUGAGGUUAUAGAUGAAAUUGUAAAGCUCAAUGAGAAUCCUAAAAUUCACGGUCUUCUCCUUCGCCUCAGUAAAGAGUCAUACACAAGCAAAAUACUGAAUGCUGUGAAACCAGAGAAAGAUGUGAAUGGAGUAACAGAUUUUAACUUGGCAAGGUUGGUGCAUGGAGACAUGCAUGGAUGUGUGAUUCCCCCCACUGCUAGUGCUGUGGUCAAGCUUCUGGAAAAACUAGCAUGUACUACCCUAGAUGGAAAAAAGGUGUUACUUUUGGGAGUUCAAGGACCUUUAGAAGUCUCUUUGCAGUGCCUUCUUCAAAGAAAAGGGGUCAUGACUAUGAGUUGCAUGUGGAAAAUGAAGCAGCUUCAGACCAUGCUUCAUGAUGCUGAUAUGGUGGUAGUGGGUAGUGCCAAACCUAAAGAGAUUCCAGCUACUUGGAUGAAACCUGAGAUGACCAGUGUGGAUUGUUCACGUGACAUUUUAUGGGGACAAAAUGCUUCUGGUGAACAGUCAGUUAGGAGCAGUGACUCCCCUCUGAGUGAGGAUGUAGGUCAGCUGGCAAUGGCAAUGUGCAUGCAGAACUUUGUAAAGAUCAGUGAGCAGUGGAUACAGACUCAACAGUAUAAGACCUGGAAUCUUCGCUGCUUAAAGCUGCAACCGCUUUCGCCCGUUCCCAGUGAUAUUGAGAUUUCCCGAGGACAGAAUCCAAAAGCUGUUGAUGUCCUUGCUAGGGAGAUAGGAUUGCUUACAGAUGAAAUUGAAAUCUAUGGCCAAGCCAAAGCCAAAGUACGUCUGUCCCUGCUGGAAAGGUUAAAAGAUCAACCAGAUGGAAAAUAUGUGCUGGUUGCUGGGAUUACACCAACCCCACUUGGAGAAGGAAAGAGCACUGUGACAAUUGGCCUCGUUCAGGCUCUGACAGCCCACCUUAAAGUAAAUUCCUUUGCCUGCCUGAGGCAGCCUUCUCAAGGACCUACAUUUGGUGUUAAAGGUGGAGCAGCAGGGGGUGGAUAUGCUCAAGUCAUCCCAAUGGAAGAGUUCAAUCUUCACUUAACUGGAGAUAUUCAUGCCAUUACUGCAGCAAAUAAUUUGCUGGCUGCUGCUAUAGAUGCAAGGAUUCUGCAUGAAAAUACUCAGUCUGAUAAGGCCUUAUAUAAUAGAUUGGUUCCAUUAGUUCAUGGAGAGAGGAAAUUUUCAGCCAUUCAGCUUGCACGCCUGAAAAGGCUGGGAAUAACAAAAACGGAUCCUGACUCAUUAACAGCUGAUGAGAUUAGCAGGUUUGCAAGACUAGACAUAGACACAUCCACGAUAACAUGGCAAAGAGUGGUAGAUACAAACGAUCGAUUUCUUAGAAAAAUAACAAUUGGACAAGCAAGUACAGAAAAAGGAUUUUCUCGUCAGACUCAGUUUGAUAUAGCUGUUGCAAGUGAAAUCAUGGCAAUCCUAGCGCUGGCCAGUGGUCUGUCAGAUAUGAAAGAAAGAAUGGGGAAAAUUGUAGUUGCUAACGACAAAAAGGGGCAACCAGUGACAGCAGAGGAUUUGGGAGUAACUGGUGCUUUGUCAGUUUUGAUGAAGGAUGCAAUUAAACCAACACUGAUGCAGACAUUAGAGGGAACCCCAGUUUUUGUGCACGCUGGGCCUUUUGCAAAUAUUGCUCAUGGUAACUCUUCGGUUUUGGCAGACAAAAUAGCCCUUAAAUUGGUUGGCAAAGAAGGAUUUGUAGCAACUGAAGCUGGUUUUGGUGCUGAUAUUGGGAUGGAGAAAUUCUUCAACAUCAAAUGCAGAGCUUCUGGCCUGGUUCCCAGUGUGGUUGUGCUUGUUGCUACAGUGCGGGCUUUGAAGAUGCAUGGAGGUGGGCCAAAUGUGACAGCUGGUGCCCCUCUUAAGAAAGAAUAUACAGAAGAGAAUCUCAAGCUGGUAUCUGAUGGCUGCAGUAACUUACGGAAGCAAAUAGAAAUUACCCAGAAGUUUGGUGUUCCAGUUGUAGUCGCUCUCAAUGUUUUCAAAACGGACUCUCCUGCUGAGAUUGAUUUAGUCUGUGAGAUUGCCAAGCAGUCUGGAGCUUCUGAUGCAGUGCCAUGCAGUCACUGGUCAUAUGGGGGCAGAGGAGCUGUGGAAUUGGCUCAGGCUGUAAGAAGAGCUGCCAAUCAGCAGAAUAGCUUCAGGUAUCUCUAUGACCUAGAGCUUCCCAUUGUUGAAAAAAUAAGAAUGAUAGCACAGAAAAUCUAUGGAGCAGAGGAUAUAGAGCUGUCUCCUACAGCACAAUCUCAGAUAAAUCGUUACACUCAGCAGGGAUUUGGAAAUCUCCCAAUUUGUAUGGCAAAAACUCACCUGUCCCUCUCUCACAUGCCUGAGAAGAAAGGUGUCCCCACUGGCUUCAUCCUGCCUAUUAGUGAUGUGAGAGCCAGUAUUGGAGCUGGUUUCAUUUAUCCACUGGUGGGAACGAUGAGCACAAUGCCAGGAUUGCCUACAAGGCCUUGCUUCUAUGACAUUGACCUGGACCCUGAAACGGAACAAGUCAAGGGGUUGUUUUAAUAAAAGCACAAAAAUAAGACUUCUGCAGCUUCCAUGUUUUCCUGGAGUAUGACAAGCAUGAAUUUGAAGAAUGCCUAUCAUGUACCUCUGCAACAAUAUUGGAAUACACCAAAGCAAAUAAAUAUAAUAUUUCUUGAAA
Messenger RNA from Lacerta agilis (Sand lizard), 3088 nucleotides. RefSeq names its product methylenetetrahydrofolate dehydrogenase (NADP+ dependent) 1 like (gene MTHFD1L). Bases 16 to 2949 code for a protein of 977 amino acids. The transcript has 28 exons. Lineage: Eukaryota; Metazoa; Chordata; Lepidosauria; Squamata; Lacertidae. The record is from RefSeq and is a predicted model, not a curated record. Gene Ontology annotation, biological process: tetrahydrofolate interconversion. Gene Ontology annotation, cellular component: cytosol; mitochondrion. Gene Ontology annotation, molecular function: methylenetetrahydrofolate dehydrogenase (NADP+) activity; ATP binding; formate-tetrahydrofolate ligase activity.